UCUCUCUCUCUCUCUCUCUCUCUCUCUCCAACGAAUAUUCCUAAAACUAAAUCCUGUGUGCGAGCCUAUAUCCAACGGCUGUGACACACUUAUUUUUCAUCCAAUCCAAACCACAUGAAGGGCAAGGCCCUCUUUCUUUCUCUCUCUCUCUCUCUUGUCUUCUAUAUAACCCAACAAGCGUAAUAGCCAGCUCUCCUCAUUAUCCUUGAUCAAACUCAAGAGUCAAGACCAAGCAAUAAUUUCAAGUUUUCAAGUAGUUCAAUUAUGUCUGCAGUGGUGGAGGUUUGGAUGAGCGAGUUUGCAAAGCUGAAAGACAAGGUAGGAGCUAAGAAGCGAAUGGUGUUUUCAUCAAAGGGCAAACAAGGAGAGGGUGAUGAUGAGGUUGAAGAAGAACAAGUGUUGAAAGAAGCAAGAAAAGAGAGCAGCAGAAUGGCUCAGAUUCAGAGGGACUUGGAUUCCUCUACGCUUUCAGAGGCCACAGUCUGUUUGCUUAUGGACCGUUUUGUGCCUUGGUGAACACCUUGUAAACAUGUUUAAAAUAUUAGUCUAAUCUUGCAUAUAUAUAACUGUACUAUUAAUUUGAUGUGUAUUUGUUUUUUGUUUUUCCAUUUUAAUCAUAUUUUUGCAAGCUAUUAGCGGAUGAAUUAAUGGUUCUUACAUUUGGAUUUAAAGAAAUUAUAUAUAAACCAAAAGUUUAAUUAUUGCAACCAAGCUUUCCCUUAACAGAACAAACCAUUAAACCAUAAACUAUUUUUAACAAACGAACAAUUUUGUGACAAAAUGACUGUAGCUAGCUUUGCUGUGGUUUUGGAAGUUGUUGUGGUGAGACAAGAAAAUAAACACACACGACCAAUGUUGAACUGAAAACUAUUUUUAGUGCAGAAUUGUUUCUAGACACAAAGGGUUUGCAUUCAAAUUUUUAUGUAACUGCAUAAUACUGGUCUAAUUGCCGACUGGAUUUGAAGUUUGAAAUGUAAAAUGAAAAAAGUUACAAUUGUAAGUGGUGGUUGUAUCUUAGGAGACAAACGCAACCAUGAGCAAUGUAGUGGGGCGUAAAUUGUCUUAAUGAUAGAGUACCGAAUACUUUCUUUGAUCAAUUUUGCAUAAAUAGUAACAACCCUUGCUAUUUGUCAUGACAAUUGGGUGAGAGUGCUGUUACCAGUGUGUUAUUAUUACUACGUUUAUUUUUGGUUAAACUGUCCCUCGGGUCUAGAGAGACCCAGCAGGGGUAGGAGCUCUUGGGGCCCAGAAAGACCAAGAUUUUUCACUCGCAUGUUUCUUCUCUCCACUGACAUUGCCAACCAGAAACUCUUGGACAAUAAAUCACCAUAAUUUCCAACCCUUUCAGCCUGUUCAAUUUUCAACAAUAUGGAUCUAAGCACCACUCAAUUAUUAGGAGCUCCUUCCCCUUCUUCUUCUUCUUCUUUCACCAAUUCAUGGACACACGAUGUGUUUCUCAGCUUUAGAGGUGAGGACACACGCUACAAUUUCACAGACCAUCUACACAAAAAUUUGGUCCAGAGGGGCAUCAGAACCUUCAUAGAUGAUGAGCUCCCAAGAGGAGAAGAAAUAUCACAAGCACUUCUUGAUGCAAUUGAAGGAUCGAGGUGUUCCAUCAUCGUAUUCUCUGAAAACUAUGCAUCCUCGAAGUGGUGCUUGGAUGAACUUGUUCAUAUCAUUCAGUGUAGAAAAUCAAAGCAACAGAUGGUUUGGCCAGUUUUCUACAAAGUGGAUCCCUCAGAUGUAAGGAACCAAAGAGGUAGUUAUGGCGAGGCACUGAAUAACCAUGAACGCAAAUUCAAAGAACAGAGACUUACUAACCAUGAUGAAAGUAAAUUCGAGGACAAUAUGAAGAAGGUGCUGAGAUGGAAGGAAACCCUUACAGAAGCUGCAAAUUUGUCUGGGUCGCAUUACUUGGAGGGCCGUGAAACUAAAUUUAUUCAGAACAUUGUCAACGAGAUUUCCUUACAAGUAUUAUAUGAUACCCAUAUCAAUGUGGCAAAAUACCAAGUCGGAAUAGAGGCUCGUGUACAAGAUCUUCAUAAAGUUUUAGAUGUUGACGGAAAUGAUGUUCGCAUGGUAGGAAUAUGGGGGAAUGGUGGAAUAGGAAAGACAACUCUUGCUAAAGCUGUUUAUAACUCACUGGCCCAUGUGUAUGAAGGGAGUUGUUUUCUGGAAAAUGUAAGAGAAAGAUCAAUACCAUAUGGAGGCCUAGUCGACCUACAAAAUCUUCUUCUUUAUGAGAUUCUAAGGGGAAAGGAAAUAAAGGUUACCAGUGCCGAUAAAGGAAUCAGUGUGAUAAAGGAAAGGUUGAGUUGUAAAAAGGUCCUUGUAAUUGUAGAUGAUGUAGAUCAUUUGGACCAGCUAAACAACUUAGUUGGAGGUUGUGAUUGGUUUGGUUUGGGCAGUAGAAUCAUCAUAACGACAAGAGAUAAGCAUUUGCUAACUUCUCAUCAAGUUAGUAUAAUAUACAAGGCCAAGAAAUUAAACUUUGGUGAAUCUCUUGAUCUCUUCAUUAGUUGGAAUGGUGGGAGAAAUAAAAAUUUGGAUGAUGAUUAUGUGAAAGCUGCAGAAACUGUGCUGAAGUAUGCUCAAGGUCUUCCUUUAGCUCUCAAGGUUUUAGGUUCUCAUCUAUGUGGUAGAAGUAUAGAUGAGUGGCAUGAUGCAUUGGAUGGGAAUCUGCACUCGGACAUUAAAAAAACUCUCAAAAUAAGUUAUGAUGCAUUGGAAUAUUCGGUUCAAGAAGUUUUCCUUGACAUAGCAUGUUUCUUUAAAGGUAGAAAGGUGUACGAUGUGAUACCGAUCCUGGAAGGUUGUGACCUCAAGCCUAAGUAUGCUAUUAAAGUACUCGUAGACAAGGCCCUCAUAAAUAUUGAACAAGGCACAAUUGGGAUGCAUGACUUGCUUGAAGAAUUGGGUAGAGGAAUAGUUUAUCAAGAGUCGCCAAAUGAGCCUGGUGAACGUAGCAGAUUGUGGUUUCACGAGGAUGUUUAUCGUGUUCUAACAGAAGGAACAGGAACAAACAAUAUUAAAGGCAUCAUAGCAAAGUUUCCGACACCAGAUGACAUAUGCUUGAGUGAUGACAGCUUCUCAAAGAUGAAAAACCUUCGACUUUUCAUCAAUGUGAAUGCACGAUUUUAUGGCGAUCACGUGGAUUAUCUAUCUAAUGAGUUGAGGUUUCUUCAUUGGCCUGGUUGUCCUUUACAAACUUUACCAUCUACUUUCAAUCCAAGGAAACUUGUUGAACUUUAUAUGCCUUGUAGCCGCUUGUCACAACUUGGGGAGGGAUUCAAGCGUUUGCAAAAUUUGACGUCCAUGGAUUUUAGGAGUUGUGAAUUCCUAACAAAAACACCAAAUAUCUCUGGAAUUCCAAACUUACAGUCCUUGAAUCUAGACGACUGCACAAGUUUAGUUGAGGUUCAUCCUUCUGUUGGAUUUCAUGAUAAGCUUGUGGACUUGAGGCUUGAGAGUUGCCAUAACCUCACACGAUUUCCAAUAAUCAAGUCAAAAUCUCUAGAAGUUCUCAAUCUUGAAGAUUGCACAAGACUAGAGACUUUCCCUGAAAUUGGGGGAAAGAUGGAUUCCUUACGUCGCAUGUUUCUACGUGGUAGUGGCAUCAAAGAAUUGCCUGCGUCAAUUGCCUAUCUCAUCAGUCUUGAAUAUUUAGACCUAAGAAGUUGUGAAAAUCUUACGAAUCUGCCGCCCAGCAUUUAUGAGUUGGAACAUCUAAACCAAAUUUGUCUCCAAGGAAGUCGAAAGCUUGUUACAUUUCCAAAUAAAGUGAAGUCUGAAGUUUUGGGGAGUGCAGUAUCACAUCCUUUAGCGCUUCCCAGUCUUGAGGAAUUCAUUUUGGAAGGAAGCAAUUUAUCAGAAUUUAAUUUCCUCUGGACUCUUGAUUGUGUGUCUACAUUGAGCAUGCUUGAUCUAACACGAAGUGAUUUCCUUGUAAGUAUUCCCGAAUGCAUUACGAAAUUUGUCAAUUUGCGGGAUCUUUACUUGCAUGGCUGCAAGAGGCUUCGAGAUAUUCCGGAACUUCCACCAAAAAUAGUAAAGUUAGAGGCGAGUGAUUGCGUAUCAUUGGAAAGGUUUUCAUCAUUGUCCAACAUUUUGAAAGGUAAAAAAGACUCACAAAUGAUUGAGUUCGUGGACUUGUGUAAUUGCCAGAGACUGUGCGGCAAUCUGGCUCGUGACCUCACAAAGAAGCAAAACAUUUUAGCAAAGGAGCAGAUCACUCUCUUCUUUGAUCACCUUCUGUCUUCACAGAAACAUGGAUUUCAGGUUGUAUUCCCAGCAAGUUUUGUAGCUCUCUCGACGUUGUUCAGCUGUCAUAAGUAUGUGAAGGAGCGUGAUGAAUCAUGUGAAUUUUUGAUUGAAAUCCCUCCAAACUUCAAAUGCCAGAACCAAGGAUUGGCUCUAUACGCUGCUGUUGAAAACCCGCAAAAUAAAAGACGACGUUACCAUGGUUUUCUAACAAAAAUUUCCGUCAAUCAGCCUGGAGUGCUACCUCAUUUUAUUCGGUUCGAUUACCAUUUCAGAAAGAUAGGGUCAGGUCAUGUGUGGCUGUGCUAUAUUCGAUUCAGAGAAAUGUUUUACCGGGCUGAUCGGAUUACCUGGCCGCAGUCGCCUUUUGCGUGUCGAGUUAAUUUCCAGAAUUUGACACAAGAUUCGCUGCAUUUUAAAAGCUUCGGGGUCCACCUGGUAAUGACACAGGAUGAUGAAGACCUGUCUAUAUUUACGGAAGAUGGUGAGUCUGAAUCCGAUAACUUGGAAGAUGCUAAUGAGAGGUUUGAUGGAGAUAAUUGUGUUGAUCUAUGUGAAGAUGAGCAAGACUCGGAACCUGACUACUUCAGCUGUGAAGAUAAUGAAGAUGGCUACUUUUACUGAAGAUGAUGAUGAAGAGGUGAAUAGGUAUUUCGGAGAAAGAGAUUCGCAAUGGAAUACUAUUGAUGAUAUGCCAAGUCGCCCGCCCGCGGGGAAGCUUUUCAUUCACACAACAAAACUCAUACCCCUUUCUUGUCUCUCUCUCUCUCUCUCUCUCUCUCUCUCUUUCCAAGGAAGAUUCCUAAAACUUAAUCCUGUGUGCGAGCCUAUAACCAACGGCUGUCUGUGACAAACUGAUUUUUCAUCCAAUCCAAACCACAUGAAGGGCAAGGCCCUCUUUCUCUCUCUCUGUCUUCUAUAUAACCAACAACCAUAAUAGCCAGCUCUCCUCAUCAUCCUUGAUCAAACUCAAGAUUCAAGACCAAGCCAGAAUUUCAAGUUUUCAAGUUCAAGCAUGUCUGCAGUGGUGGAGGUUUGGAUGAGCGAGUUGGCAAAGCUGAAAGACAAGGUGGGGGCUAAGAAGCGAAUGGUGUUUUCAUCAAAGGCCAAGCAAGGAGAAGGUGAUGAUGAGGUUGAAGAACAACGACAAGUGUUGAAAGAAGCAAGAAAAGAGAGCAGCAGAAUGGCUCAGAUUCAGAGGGACUUGGAUUCCUCUACGCUUUCAGAUGCCAAAGUUCGUUUGCUUAUGGACCGUUUUGUGCCUUGGUGACACCUUCUAAACAUGUUUAACUUGUUGAAGGACCUUUGCUCGCUUCUCGGGCCGUGAAAAAUGAGAUUAUUAUUUUUUUCAGUAAUUA
Molecule: messenger RNA, 5618 nt
Organism: Prunus persica (peach)
Lineage: Eukaryota; Viridiplantae; Streptophyta; Magnoliopsida; Rosales; Rosaceae
Product: TMV resistance protein N
Exons: 4
Coding region: 1369-4884 (1171 amino acids)
Biological process (GO): defense response; signal transduction
Molecular function (GO): ADP binding
Source: RefSeq, a predicted model, not a curated record